AGGUGAUUCAUUUUUUUCAACCAAACACCCUUAACAAACAUUACUCAAUCAACCAAAUUCCAUUUUUAUCUUCUCUUCUUUUGUCUUUUUAUAACCAAAAAAAUAAUAAAAAAAAAAACUACUUCUUGUUUUAGUUUACUUUUUUUUUUCUCUAUAAAAAAAAUAAAACUAGAUAUAAAAUCUGUGGAGCUCAUUUUUUUUAAUUCUGAAAAAUUUUCAAUUUCCCAAAUUUCAUUUCUGUUUGUGCCCUUCAAAUCCAGAUGGAGAUUGAUAAAGCAAUAAGAGAAUGUGAUGAUAGAAGAUUGAAGACAAAGUAUAAUAAUGCUAUUUAUGUUAUUAAAAGAGCACUGGCUCUUUAUAGUGUCGAAGAGGUUGCGUUGAGCUUCAACGGAGGGAAAGAUUCUACUGUUUUGCUUCACCUGCUGAGGGCAGGUUGUUUUCUGCAUCAAGCUGAAGGAAAUAAUUCAGGCGGAAAGGCAGCAGAUGGUGGAAAGGCAUUCCCUAUACGAACAAUAUAUUUUGAGAGCCAAUCUGCUUUCCCAGAAAUCAACUCAUUUACCUACGAAGCUGCAUCCAUUUACGAUAUACAAAUGGAUAUUAUUAGACUUGAUUUUAAAUCAGGUCUAGAGGCUCUGCUAAAGGCUAAUCCAAUCCGAGCUAUUUUUCUUGGUGUCCGAAUCGGAGAUCCUACUGCAGUAGGUCAAGAGCAAUUCUCGCCUAGCUCACCUGGUUGGCCACCUUUCAUGCGGGUGAACCCAAUUUUGGACUGGUCAUACAGAGAUGUAUGGGCGUUCCUAUUGGUAUGCAAGGUUCAGUACUGCAGUCUUUAUGAUCAGGGGUAUACCUCAAUUGGUAGCAUUCAUGAUACCGUUCCUAAUGCACUUUUGUGCAUGAAGAACUCUGACAGUAGUGAAGAAAAAUUUAAACCUGCCUAUUUACUCGCUGAUGGAAGAUUGGAAAGAGCUGGAAGAGUAAAGAAGAACUCUUCUGCGGUGUGUGGGAAAGUUUCUUCUAUUAGCAAUGGACUAAAAGUGGAGAAUUUGAAUUUCGGUAGCAUGCUCACUGCCUCGAUUAUUGCUGUUGGGGAUGAGAUUUUGUUUGGCACUGUAGAGGACAAGUUGAGUUCUGUGCUGUGCAAAAGGCUCCAUUCUAUUGGUUGGGCUGUAUCGCGAGUUACUGUUACUCGAAAUGAUAUAGAUUCUGUAGCCGAGGAAGUAGAGAGACGGAAGUCCACAGAUGAUAUGGUAUUUAUAUAUGGUGGGAUCGGUCCGUUGCAUUCAGAUGUUACUGUAGCAGGAGUGGCAAAAGCUUUUGGUGUUCGCAUGGCUCCUGAUGAAGAAUUUGAAGAACAUCUGAGGCACCUCAUAGGAGAAAAAUGCUCUGGUGACAAGAACGAGAUGGCGCUGUUGCCUGAGGGUAUUACAGAAUUGUUGCAUCAUGAACAGCUGCGUGUGCCUUUGAUCAAGUGCCAUAAUGUGAUUAUUCUCACCGCAACAAAUGCUGUAGAGCUGGACCUUCAAUGGGAUUGUCUGAUUGAAUUGGCAAAAUCUAAUGGCAUCCUGGAACUGAUGGAUCCAUUUGUAUCAAAAUGCUUCGCAACAACUCUUUCUGAUGUCGAAAUUGCUCAACCUCUAUCUAAGCUUUGUGCUCAGUUUCCUGAUCUUUACAUUGGAGGCUAUCGCAGGUCGAGAGAAGGCCCUCUUAUAAUUACAUCUGAAGGGAAAGAUCUAUCAAGAAUAAAAGCUGCUUCUCAGUCAUUGUGCGAAAAAUUUCACCAUGGUGCAUUCUCCGAAAUUGAGUGACCAAUCUUAGUUGCCCUGGUUGUUGCUCUUGGCUUGCAUAUCCAUGUUAGUUAUAUUGGCCUAAAAUGGCCUCUAAAUUUUGGACUUACAAAUGCCAAAAAGGAGAGUAGAGAUUCAAAGACUCUGUCGCGACAAUGAAGGAGAAAGAUGCGUCACCAGAAAAGAAAAAGAUCGAUCAAAGAAAUUAUCGGCAUAAAGAACAAGGAGAAUGGAGUAGUUUCAAUUUCAGCUCAACUGAACUCUUGAUACAAUAAUUUACUGUUUCAUACAAUAUGAGACACAAUUUACUUGAAGCUUAUCGAAACUCCGGGAUCAAAUAGCCUUUCUGUACUAGUAAUUUAUCAUAUGCAAUUUACUUGGUUA
This is a messenger RNA of Capsicum annuum, 2165 nucleotides long. RefSeq names its product FAD synthase. Gene Ontology annotation, molecular function: FMN adenylyltransferase activity. Lineage: Eukaryota; Viridiplantae; Streptophyta; Magnoliopsida; Solanales; Solanaceae. The transcript has 17 exons. The coding region runs from base 261 to 1802 and encodes 513 amino acids. The record is from RefSeq and is a predicted model, not a curated record. Gene Ontology annotation, biological process: FAD biosynthetic process.